Molecule: messenger RNA, 755 nt
Organism: Dunckerocampus dactyliophorus (ringed pipefish)
Lineage: Eukaryota; Metazoa; Chordata; Actinopteri; Syngnathiformes; Syngnathidae
Gene: oxld1
Product: oxidoreductase-like domain containing 1
Exons: 3
Coding region: 212-595 (127 amino acids)
Cellular component (GO): mitochondrion
Source: RefSeq, a predicted model, not a curated record
GUGAGAAAUCUUCGUUUCUGAUUGGUCACAUUAUUUUCCUAAGGAGCAAUCAAUGCUUUCGUUUACAGGAUGUUAUUUCCGGGAAAAUGAAGGAAUGGUUACAAAUAACCUGUAUCGCUUUUAGCCCCUGAAUGAUUAUAUUUAUCGAACUUCACACUCAGCGAGAAUUAAAAUAGUCAAACUCACAACCACACCUUGUUUGUACACGAGGAUGGUUUAUUUUGCCGUCAAUAUGGUGAGGUCCACGACGUCUUCUUUACGACAGCUGUGCAUGGCAUCAUGGAGGGGGGGUUUGCUCAGCUGGAACGUUCGCAGCUCCUCUGUCGCAUCAGAUUCACCAGCGGGCCCAUCGGAGAGCAGCAACCCACCCCCUGGUGACGGUGCUUGUCUGGCUGAGCAGGGCCCCCCCACACCCCCCACCUACUGCUGCAUGAGCGGCUGUCAUAACUGCGUGUGGAUAGAACAUGCCGAGCAGCUGCUGGCCUACUACAACGACGGCGGCGAGCGGGCGCUGGCUGCUGUCGAGGAGAACGUUCUGGACGACAACCUGAAGACUUACUUGAAGAUGGAGAUAAGGCUCCUGAAGAAGACGUGAUGUCAGUGCUGUCUUCCUGCAGGUAGAACACCCUUCCCAAAACACGCGGACGUCUGAGGAGGAGGCGUUACUGUGUUAAUCCUGUGCAGGGGUUCAGCGUAUAAGAGGGGCCCUCAGCCCCCGCUGGCCACUCAUCUGCUGCGCUCACACCCUCUCGUCU